This is a messenger RNA of Loxodonta africana (African savanna elephant), 4108 nucleotides long. Its product is annotated as zinc finger protein 19. Gene Ontology annotation, molecular function: DNA-binding transcription repressor activity, RNA polymerase II-specific; RNA polymerase II cis-regulatory region sequence-specific DNA binding. The coding region runs from base 2456 to 3700 and encodes 414 amino acids. The record is from RefSeq and is a predicted model, not a curated record. Gene Ontology annotation, biological process: negative regulation of transcription by RNA polymerase II. Lineage: Eukaryota; Metazoa; Chordata; Mammalia; Proboscidea; Elephantidae. The transcript has 5 exons.
UAGGCGCGCGCCCUGCACCCUGGGAGGAGGGUGUCCACUUCGUCGUCCCUGGUGCCGCGGAGAGCCGAGGGAGGGAGGCAGGGAGACGCCUUCGGGCCUCGGAGAGAGGCGGCGGCCUGCGGACCAGUCCCCCCUAACUCAUGUGCCUUCACUCCCCCACCCCGCGGCGGCCUCUUCGGGAAAUAGAGGCAGAAAAUAGGGGUGGCUGAGUGGAAAGGACACGGCUGUAAAGCUCCUCCUCUCACUUGGUCAACAGCCCCUGACCUACCUGAGUGAGAGCCCAGAUGAUGGCAGCCACGCCCCUGCAAGCCCAGCACCAGGUGUUCUCUAUCCAGUGGUUGUGCUACAGUAAAGAAGAGUCAGAUUCCAGAAAUGUUUAGUGUCCAUGAACUGUAUCCCAAGUCCCAAUUCUGAAUUUCCCACAUCUGUCAGCUCCCUCUCCCUGACUACGUCACCGAUGCAUUGUCUUCCUUGUAGCUUCCAACCCUCUUCUGAAUUUCUGCAGCUUCCUGGUAUCACCGUAUUGCAGUCCUGAUCACUUAGUUCCUAGACUGCUGAGUAAUUAUUGACUCUGUUCUCCCUUGAUAACACCUCCAGAGAGUCACCAAGACCCAUGGUUUCUGCCCCCAUCUCCUCCAAUUGUCCUGUUUUAUAUAUCACCCUCAUUCAUGGUUUGUCUUUCCUUCCUGGUAUUUCGUUUGCACAGCUUCCCAGCUUUCUCCGGAUACAGUCUUGUGCCUUCCCAUCACCUUUGCCACUUACCUGAUACAGCUCAGUUUAUGAGUUUGAAUUUUAUCCUCCAGUUUAAGGUUUCCAAACUUCAGUGUGCAUGAGAAUCACUUGGAGGACUUCUUAAAAGACAGAUUACUCUCAAGUGGGACCUGAGAAUUUGCCUUUCUGACAAGUUCCCAGGUGAUGCUGCUGAUGGUCUGGAGACCACACUUGGAGAACCACUGCUCUAGUUAGUGAUGAUUCAAGCGGUUCAUUGAGGAGCUGGCUGGGUCAGGUUGUCAUUUUAAAUAGAUAAUUGUCUGUGCUGGGCAGAGGAUGGACUCAGUGCAGGAUAAGCCUGGAAUUGGAGCUCUUGAAGGAUAUAGCUGUUGAACUAAUGUAGUGACUCUACCAUGGUGAAGAGAAGUCAGAUUCCAGAAAUAUUUAGGAUAUAAAACUGCUUGUAAGAAAUGAGCUGUGAUGGGGACAAGAAAGUCUAGAAUGAAUCUCAACUUUCUGGUAUUGGAGACUAGCUCAAACUGGUGCUCUUAACUGAGAUAGGAGGAAAAUUGUCACUUACUGUGCAAAUCCGUUUAUAUGAAUUAGAAAGGGGAUCUAGUUUGGGGGGUCUGAGGUAGUGCUGGAGCUAGUGGAAUGUGGAGAUCUGCAGAGUGAAAUGGAAUUGGGAGUUGGGAGGAUAUUCACUGCACCUUAGGUAGAGUAACCAAGGUGGAUACUGAAAUCUGAGGAGUGAAUAGAGGGUCUAAACCAGUUUUCUGGAAUGGCAAAGUUGGGACCAACAGGGAGGGGAAGGGUUGGCUAUUAAGAAAGCAUGAGGCUCGGUAGACAGGAGCUGUUACGGAUUGCCUUUGAGGUGAUAGUGGUUGCACAACAUGAUGUAUGUAAUCAAUGCCACUGAAUUAUACAUGGAAAGUUAAUGAAUUGGCAGAUGUUUUGAUAUGUCUAGUGUUACCCCCCCCCACACACAGACACACACACAGACACACACACAGACACACACACACUACCCAGCAGCCAUACGAUUUAAGUAGUGCCUUCGACUCAUCAGGAAGCAGAAUGGACUGCUGCAGGUGGCAUGGAGCUCCCUCUGCUGGAGGUUCUUGAGCAGAGGCAGCACAGCUUAUUCAAAGUUAAGGCGGGGGUCGUUGGAUGGAACAGGCUCAUCUGGGCAAAUCAUAACUUUGUUCAUGUUAGGUGGGCAUGAGUUUUGGGGUAGUGAAGUGGAAACAGGUAGGUCCUGAAAUGCAACCUGUGAGUGGGUGUCUGGACAGAUUGAAGCUAAUUGUUCACCUGUAGGUGAGACAGUGAAAGACUGAAAGUGCGUUUACAAAAUCCAAGAGAUUUUGCUCUAGGAGGUGAGUUCACGGGAGACUUUUUUCAGGAUUUUCCAAAAUACUAUGCUUUGUAACAGUAAAUCUUGCAUCCUUGUGAAAGCCCUUAUGGUAGUGAGAGAAGUUCCAGAUUUUUGAUUGUAGAAAUAGUCAUUUUAUGGUCUAGUUCCUUUCACCUUUUCUCAUUACCCAUCCCUUAUAGGACCCCUCCUUCAGGCCCUCAUACUAUCCGCUCUGCCUCACACUCUGGCCCUGAGCCAGAGAAUUGGCUCUGGGGCAGCAGGAAUCUGUUGUUUUAGGAGGUGGUGACCUUCGAGGACGUGGCUGUGUACUUCACUCGGACAGAAUGGGCUGGCCUUUCUCCCACACAGAGGGCUCUGUACAGAAAUGUGAUGCUGGAGAAUUAUGGGAACUUGACUUUCCUGGGAUACCCAGUUCCCAAACCUUCUCUGAUCUCACUUCUGGAGGGAGGAGAUUUACCUUGGGGGCUGGAGACACAGGGUGAUCCACCUGCAGAGAAGACCAGAGACAUCUGUAAAGAUGCUGGUAACAACAUUCACAGCAAGUCCAUAUCAACACAAGGAAUCUCUGGAGAAAGAGACAUGAUCGCAUGUGGGCUGCAGAAUAGUGUUCCUCAGGGAACUGAUUUCCCAGAAACAUGUGAACUGGAGAAGCACCAGAAGAUCCCCACUGUGGAAAAUAUUGGAGGAAAGGUUGAGAGAAUCCACUGUUCAAGGAAACCCUUCAGAUGUGAGGAGUGUGGGAAAUGCUUCAGCUAUUUUUCUUACUAUAUUAGACACCAGAGAGUCCACACUGGGGAGAAACCCUUUGAGUGUAAUGAGUGUGGAAAAGCCUUUAAUGGCAAUUCUUCACUAAUUCGUCAUCAGAGAAUCCACACCGGAGAGAGACCCUAUCAGUGUGAGGAGUGCGGGAGAGCCUUUAAUGAUAACGCAAAUCUGAUCAGGCAUCAGAGAAUCCACAGUGGGGACAGACCCUAUCACUGUAAGGAGUGUGGAAAUAGUUUCACCAGUAGUUCUGAGUUUGUCAUACACCAGAGAAUCCACACCGGGGAGAAACCCUAUGAAUGUAAUGAGUGUGGAAAAGCUUUUGUUGGUAACUCACCACUAAUUCGGCAUCAGAAAAUUCACACUGGAGAGAAACCAUAUGAGUGUAAUGAGUGCGGCAAAAGCUUCGGAAGGACUUCCCAUCUUAGCCAACAUCAGCGUAUUCACACAGGGGAAAAGCCUUAUUCUUGUAAAGUAUGUGGCCAAGCCUUCAAUUUUCAUACAAAACUAACUCGGCAUCAGAGAAUCCAUAGUGAGGAGAGGCCCUUUGAGUGUGUGGAUUGCGGAAAAGCCUUCAGUGCUAAGGAACAGUUAAAAAGGCAUCUCAGAAUCCAUAUUCAGGAGUCUUCCUAUGUAUGUGAUGAGUGUGGAAAAGACUUCACUAGCAAAAGAAAUCUUAUUCAGCAUCAGAAAAUUCACACUGGUGAGAAACCCUAUGAGUGUAGCAAGUAUGAUAAAACCUUCAGGACUUCUCAGCUAGGUUGUCAUAAGCAUGUCCAACCAGGAGAGAAGCCUGUGCUGGACAUUUGUCGUUUUGGCCUCCCAGAAUUUUUUACCCCUUUUUAUUGGUAAUAAUAUAUACUAAAUCACCUUUUGGACUCCAUCCUCUAGUCAGGAGUAGAAUGUGGGACACAGGCCUGGCUCAGCUACAAGUUUUUCUGCUUAGGCCAGUUAUUGGUUCUAAUGUCAGUGAGUGACCUAAUAUGGUACAAUUAGAGUGAGUCCCAGGACUUGGCAAGAGCUAACUGGAAUAAAUACUCUUCUUUAUGCAUUGAACUUGAGCUGUGAGGAACUCCUUGGAUUCUAGUAGAGUCUGAGAAUAACGUCAGCACAGCAAAAGAGGUAUCUGAGAGUUGAAGAGCAACCACAUCUUGAAGACAUUGUUUGAACAACUACAUUAAACCAUAUCUGAGGCUAGAAUUACAUCUGGGGUUUUGAAUUCCAGUAACCAAUAAAUUCCACUUUUGUUUUUAUGCUUCA